UGGGUGGGUGGUCCAGCUACGUCUAAAUGUUUGAAGAGCAAAGUAUCACUGAGUACUACAUCUUUCACAGAACACAGCGCAUUGAAAAUGGCUUCUGCUACAGGUACAGGAUGGGCGCAACUUCGACAGCAGGCCCGGACAUUGGAAAAUCAGACAGAAACACUAUUCCAUACAUACUCCCAAUUCGCAUCCGUUCCAAACAUACCAGCGAAACCCACAGAAGAUGAAAGUCAGACGGAGUCAAAAAUACAAGACACAUUAGAAAAGCGAGAAGCCCUCAUAUCACAACUUACCCGCCUCCUGGACUCCGAAGCAACCCUCACAGCCUCGGCCCUAAAGCAAAACAACCUCUCCCGCCACCAUGAAAUCCUGCAAGAACACCACCGCGAACUCUCGCGCCUCAGAUCCCAAAUCCUCGAAGCUCGCAACCGCGCCAACCUGCUCUCAAACGUGCGCUCCGAUAUCGAUGCCUACCAUUCCAGCAACCCCGAGGCCGCCGAGGCCGAUUACAUGUUGGGAGAGCGCGCGCGCAUAGAUAAUAGUCAUAACAUGGCGGAUAGCGUGCUCAGUCAGGCAUAUGCUGUCAAUGAGAGUUUUGGGCUGCAGAGGGAAACGCUGGCUAGUAUUAACCGCAGAAUUACCGGGGCUGCGAGUCAGGUUCCUGGGUUGAAUAGUUUGAUUGGGAGGAUUUCGGCGAAGAAGAGGAGGGAUGGAUUCAUUAUGGGGGGCUUUAUUGCUUUUUGUUGUUUGUUGUUCUUGUAUUUCAUGUGA
Molecule: messenger RNA, 771 nt
Organism: Lachnellula hyalina
Lineage: Eukaryota; Fungi; Ascomycota; Leotiomycetes; Helotiales; Lachnaceae
Gene: GOS1
Product: Golgi SNAP receptor complex member
Exons: 3
Biological process (GO): endoplasmic reticulum to Golgi vesicle-mediated transport; vesicle fusion
Cellular component (GO): Golgi medial cisterna; SNARE complex; Golgi membrane
Molecular function (GO): SNAP receptor activity
Source: RefSeq, a predicted model, not a curated record